Arachis stenosperma is the source of this 657-nucleotide messenger RNA. RefSeq lists its product as uncharacterized. Bases 1 to 657 code for a protein of 218 amino acids. NCBI's taxonomy places the organism in Eukaryota, Viridiplantae, Streptophyta, Magnoliopsida, Fabales, Fabaceae. The transcript is spliced from 3 exons. The record is from RefSeq and is a predicted model, not a curated record.
AUGUAUGUGUGUUUAAGUGGCUGCAAGAAUGGAUUUAAGGCAGGAUGUCGUCCACUCAUUGGACUUGAUGGUGCUUUCCUAAAAACUGUCUUUGGAGGGCAGAUUCUAUCAGCUAUUGGGCAGGAUACAAACCACCACAUAUAUGUCAUUGCUUGGGCAAUUAUGGAAGUUGAAAACACUGCCAAUUGGAAAUGGUUUCUGGAACUAUUGCACGUAGAUUUGGGAGAUUACAAGACACAUGGUUGGUGUUUCAUAUCUGAUAUGCAAAAGGGACUCAUAAAUGCUCUAAGAGGCUUGCUGUGGGAUUGUGCACGAGCCACAACCUUUGAGGAAUUCAGGGAACAUAGGAAAAAGUUGAAGCGGCUUAAUCCGGAGGCAUGGGCAUACCUAGAAAAGUGGUCAACACAUUCUUGGACAAGAUCUCAGUUCAGUCACAAGCCAAAGUUAGACUCAAUAUGUAACAAUGCGUGCGAAGUAUUCAACGCAAAGAUUAAGGAAGCUAGGAAGAAGCCUAUAAUCACACUACUGGAAGAGGUUAGGAUGUUCGUAAUGAGGACGAUGGCCAAAAAUAAAGUGAAGUUGGAUAAUCAUGUGGGGAUACUUCCCCCAGUGAUCAAUAGCAAACUGGAGAAGUUAAGGAAGGAAUCUAGGCAAUGA